Messenger RNA from Triticum urartu, 425 nucleotides. The record is from RefSeq and is a predicted model, not a curated record. Lineage: Eukaryota; Viridiplantae; Streptophyta; Magnoliopsida; Poales; Poaceae.
CAAACCUCCUCGCUCCCACACCGUCUUCUUCCCCCUCUUCCUCCUCCUCAAUGGCGCCUCCCGCCGACGGGGACACCCCACCACCUGCUCCGGCGGCCGCAGAGAGCAGCGCCAGCACCGAGGAGGAGUCGCGGUGGCUCGCAGCCCUCUCCGAACCCGAGCUCGAUUUGCUCAUCAGCCUGAAGAUGCUGGCCGUGAAGCGGGCGGAGACGGCCGGCCGCUCCCACCUCGCCGACGCCUUCGAUCUGCGCACCCUGCGGGCCCUCGGUGUUGUUUUGCUGGAAGAUUUCAAACAACGGCUAAGAGAAGAAACCUCACUCAAUGCAACCGGUCUUGAUAAACUUGCGCUGUCGAGGGAUCCUGAUGCGGAUUGUAGCAUCAGUGGUACUAGUAGUGAUUCCGAGGUGUUCAGGCGGCGCAGCAAA